Molecule: messenger RNA, 904 nt
Organism: Panthera uncia (snow leopard)
Lineage: Eukaryota; Metazoa; Chordata; Mammalia; Carnivora; Felidae
Gene: GRP
Product: gastrin releasing peptide
Exons: 3
Coding region: 68-505 (145 amino acids)
Biological process (GO): neuropeptide signaling pathway
Molecular function (GO): neuropeptide hormone activity
Source: RefSeq, a predicted model, not a curated record
UCUGCGAGUCCGGGUCCUCGGCCGACGCUCCGUGCCGAGCGCGCACUCCAGUCUCCCCGCCCGCACCAUGCGCCGCCGCCAGCUCCCCCUCGUCCUGCUGGCGCUGGUCCUCUGCCAGGCGCCCCGGGGCCCCGCCGCCCCGCUGCCGGCGGGCACGGGCACCGCGCUGGACAAGAUGUACCCGCGCGGCAACCACUGGGCCGUGGGGCACCUGAUGGGGAAAAAGAGCACGAGAGAGUCCCCGUAUGUUUAUGAAGGGGGGAGUCUGAAGCAGCAGCUGCAGUAUAUUCUUUGGGAAGAAGCUGCAAGGAAUUUGCUCAGCCUCAUGGAAGGAAAGGGGACCGGAAGCUAUCAGCCGCCUCAAAGGGAGCUCCUGGCCAUCCGCCAGUCUCCUUGGGAUUCCCAGGAUGGCAGCGCCUUUAAAGUUGUAGGUUCAAAACGUAAAGCUGGUGGACUCUCUGCUCCAGAUUCUCAACGUGACGGAAGGGACCCCCAGCUGAACUGACAGACAACAACAGCCUCUCUCAAAGAAGCAAAGCAAAACCCUUAAGAGACUGUGUUCUACACACAUCAAUCCCACUGGAUCGCCAACCAGAUUUUCUGUGUGCAAAACACUUAACCAUUCCUGUAUCUUUCAACCUGGACUAAAUUCACAAUUUUCAAGUGGCAUCUUCUGCUCUGAACUUGUUCGCUGUGCAUAAUUAAUUGUCCAUUAAGAGUCUUCCAGGGAACGCUCUUUACAUCUGGGCUGUUUGUCCAUUAGUGUCUAGCCCCCAACCUGUUAGCACUCACAAUAAAGACGUAAGCACGAUGUCCAAAGGGCCGGUAGUGCUCUUAUUUCGAUUCCAAAUGAAAAGAUGUGGCAGAGGUUAAUGAACAAUUUGACAAUGAACUUGUGUGCUCA